Hibiscus syriacus is the source of this 643-nucleotide messenger RNA. RefSeq lists its product as uncharacterized. NCBI's taxonomy places the organism in Eukaryota, Viridiplantae, Streptophyta, Magnoliopsida, Malvales, Malvaceae. The record is from RefSeq and is a predicted model, not a curated record. The transcript is spliced from 2 exons. Bases 154 to 468 code for a protein of 104 amino acids.
AAGGAAUCUAGGUUCCUUAAAUGCUCUACAGAUCCAUCGAAACCCAAGUUGUCUUCUGCAGAUGGGACUAAAGUGAGUACGAUCGAGGAGGCGGGUGUGGAUGUCCAGGAGAAUUUUGAUCCAGGAGUUUCCCUGGGUGAGGUUUCUUUUGAUAUGGAUAAUGAACCAUCAAGGAUUGCAAUCGAGCUGCCACAGACCUUAAAAUAUGAUUGCGGUAGCCCUGGCUGUGAUCCAACACCUUGUGUAAUCGAAAUGAAUUGUGUCUCUCAAUCAACCUUCAAAUCUCGCGCAAUUGUUCCGUUCGUUCAAGAGGCCUCUCAAAAAGGUUUAUCAGAGGAAGUUCAAGAGUCCUCUGAAAAAGGUUUAUCUGAUGGCGUGGAAGUAGCGGCCACUUUCCAGAUUGAGCGAAAAAGGGAAACUAUUGGAUCUGAGUGGGAGAGUUUGAUUCCUGAGACAUCUGACCUAUAGAUUUUCAGUUCCCCCAAUGAUUCUUAGGCUUUUAGGGGUGUAAUUCAGAAAUCAUUGGACCCUGGUACUACAUUUUGUUCUACUCUUGUUUCGCAGUUCCCACAAGAUGAUAUCGGUGAUUAUCAAGUUCAAACUGAAGGAACUGGUGGGCUCAGCGAAAUAAAUCAUUUCAAUG